Molecule: messenger RNA, 1248 nt
Organism: Lasiosphaeria miniovina
Lineage: Eukaryota; Fungi; Ascomycota; Sordariomycetes; Sordariales; Lasiosphaeriaceae
Product: EXS family-domain-containing protein
Exons: 2
Coding region: 1-1248 (415 amino acids)
Cellular component (GO): cytoplasm; membrane
Source: RefSeq, a predicted model, not a curated record
AUGGACGGUGACGCUGCGGUCGAGCCCGCGCUCGACUCGUUCAGCCUGACUUUUCCCCUGCCCUACCGCGUCGCCUCCAUCAUCGUGCUUGCUGUCUGGGGAUGGGGCCUUAACCUGCACUUCCUCCACGUCCGGCGCAUCGACGUGCCCUCCCUGAUCCGCUACCCCGGGCGGACGAGCACGGCCCAGCUCCCCCACCAUGGCUCGACGUACCGGCUCGCCACAGUCCUCUCGAUCGCGACGGGCCUCUCCAUGGCCACCUUCUGGCUGUUCACGCGCCGCGACCCGCAGCGCGUCAUCGACUGGGACUGGCUGCCCAUGACCAACCUACUCGUGCUGGCGGUGCUUUUCGCCAUCCCGCUCCACAGCCUGUCCGUGUCGCACACGGGGCGGCGGCGGGCCCUGCAGACGCUCAAGCGCGUCAGCAUUGGCGGGCUGGCCGAGCCCAAGGACGGCAAGUUUGGCGACAUUCUGCUAGCCGACGUGCUGACGAGCUACGCCAAGGUGCUGGGCGACCUGUACGUGUGCCUGUGCAUGUUUCUGACGCGCAACGGCUCCGCCACAGCCCGCCCGGACCGCGGGUGCGGCGGCACCGUCGUCGUCCCGCUGCUCAUGGCCGUGCCCAGCGCCAUCCGCCUGCGCCAGUGCCUGAUCGAGUUCCUGCGCGUGCGCAGCGCCCCCUACAAGGAAAGCGUUGGCUGGGGCGGCCAGCACCUGGCUAACGCGGCAAAGUACUCGACCGCCUUCCCGGUGCUGGUGCUGGCUGCCCUCCUGCGCAACCGUGAAAACGCCGGCGCCGGCAUCUACCGCGCCUGGGUCGGGGCCUGCGUCGUCAACUCGCUGUACAGCUUCUACUGGGACGUGGCCAAGGACUGGGACUUGACGCUUUUCUCGAGCAACCGCCAGCGAAACUCGCCCGACCACCCCUUCGGCCUGCGCCGGCGGCUGCUGCUGCACAAGCCGGCCGUCUACUACGCCGUCAUUGUGCUGGACCUGGUGCUGCGGUGCGCGCCAUGGAUGAUCAAGCUGAGCCCGCGCUUCGACCACAUCACCGACUUCGAGAGCUCGCUUUUCGUCGUCGAGUUCCUCGAGGUCUUCCGCCGCUGGGUCUGGAUCUUCUUCCGCGUCGAGACCGAGUGGGUCAGGACCUCACCCUCCAGCCCGGACGUCGACGACAUCCUGUUAGGCGACUUUCUAGGGGGGAGCAGCAGCGGCGGCAGCAGCAAGUACGAGGACGACGAUGACUAG